GAUGACCACAGGAUUACGUUAAGGGUUGGAGAACUCACAUAUAACUAGGGGAGAACUGGAUAAAUCACAGACAUACCAGCUGGACUGUGGCAGAAGAGAGAAAAGCAGCAGAAAUGUACAAGAAUGACGCCGUCUCUGGAGGUCUGGACACGGGGGACAAUGAAUACACAAAUGAGAUCAUGUUUAGGAGGUUACCCCCUGUACCAAUGAUGGUGAACACGGGACCAACAGAAACGGGCAAAGGUUAUUCCUGUUUUCAAAAGAAAUGGUCCAGAACAUCCAAAGUUUCCCUCCUUGUUGUGAUGGCUCUGCUCUGUAUACUCCUUAUAGUCGUGGGCGUCCUCUUGUCAGCUGCCGUUGUACAAGCAGAGAAAGGAAAGCAGAGUAAUACGACGAUACCAGUGAAUGAAUUGCAAUUUCUAAGAAACAAACUCGAUAAAUUGAGAGAAAUCACCACACCUAAUCCCAAGGAUAUCUGUCCGAUAACAUGGAACAGAAUAGGCGACUCAUGUUACCUUUUCUCUUUUAAACAAGAAAACUGGCUGAACGCUGUCGCUAGCUGCAACAAGCAACAAUCUAAGCUUCUUAUUCUAACUGGUAAAGAGGAAAUGGAGUCCUUGCGACCUUUGAUGAAUGGAAAAGCGUUCUGGAUUGGCUUGAUGAAAUUCUUGUCCAUAUGGAUGUGGUUGGAUGGAACAACUCUAACGUACAGCAACUGGAGUCCUAAUGAACCAAAUAACAAUCAUGGGAAUGAAUUCUGUGUAGAGAUGAAACCUGAAGACUGGAAUGACCUGAACUGUGACAUGAAGAUGAAUUAUAUCUGUAAGAAAUGAUGACCCUAGGGACAAUGCUAGGCUAGAGCAAUCUAAUGGCCCCGACGGACGAUGAGAAGGAAGAUCAGACAGUUUUGAUCGCUGGUGCCGAAAGAUCCAGGACACAAAGCAAAAGACAUAAAUACAUGGUGGCAGAUACUAGAAAUGCCGAUGAGUGACUCUACGGAAGUAUAAAAGGGUUCUUCAGAGACUCCAUGGAGCUUCUGUGGCUGCCUAUACACAUACGACAAAGUUUUAUUCCUAAUUGUGUAUUCUUUUUCAAUGUUAAAUAGAAUCUAAAAGGACUUCAUAUAGGGUAUAUAAUGGUGUAGCAUUG
Messenger RNA from Hyla sarda, 1149 nucleotides. RefSeq names its product CD209 antigen-like protein E. Bases 114 to 833 code for a protein of 239 amino acids. The transcript has 8 exons. The record is from RefSeq and is a predicted model, not a curated record. Lineage: Eukaryota; Metazoa; Chordata; Amphibia; Anura; Hylidae.